Molecule: messenger RNA, 4953 nt
Organism: Diplodia corticola
Lineage: Eukaryota; Fungi; Ascomycota; Dothideomycetes; Botryosphaeriales; Botryosphaeriaceae
Product: transcriptional repressor sin3p
Exons: 8
Coding region: 1-4953 (1650 amino acids)
Biological process (GO): negative regulation of transcription by RNA polymerase II
Cellular component (GO): Sin3-type complex; chromatin
Molecular function (GO): transcription corepressor activity
Source: RefSeq, a predicted model, not a curated record
AUGAAUCCAGCAAAUCGCGAGGGCUGGCCUCCGUCGCAGGGCCCGCAGGGUGGAAGUGCCUCACAAAAUAAUGAUCAGACACAGGCGCAAGCCUCUCGUCCGAUAGCUGGGUAUGGGUCGAGUGCUGCUGGCUCGCAGCAACCUCCGCCCCAGCAGUCCGCCCAGGGGAACGGCCCUGUGCUUCCUCCACCAAGCGCACCUUUUUUUUCUCCAAACCAACCUUCAAGUCACAGUCUGCCCGGAAUUGCGGGGUUAAACCAAUCUUCCCAGGCUCCAAAUGCGCAGGCUUCCCAACGAGGUGCAUCGGCAGGUCAAGAACCAGCAGGGGGACCCCAGGCGCAUCAAACAGCGGCACAUGGUGGCCCCGGAUAUUCCCUGCCGGGGAUCAGCCAAGCAAUGCAAUCGCAACAGCUCGGACAAACACAACAAGGAAAUAAUGAUCGUGAUAGGGAGAUGCGGGACGACAGGCAUGCGGAAGAUCUCGCAAUGCAGGCCGAACAGCGGGAGCGCGAAAUGAGAGAACGGCAGCAGAUCGAGCAGGCGCCGCAUGAGAACCACGCUGGCGCGAUACAUCUGCACCAGCCCGUGGCCGUUGGCCCACAGUCUCGCGUCAUACACGGCCCGAACGGUAUUUUGGGUAACUCCACGCAGAUGGGUCCGAGCUCCAUGUCCCAGCCACCCGCGAGCAUAUUCACGUCUGGAUCGGGCCAGCAGCAGAGCGAGGGUGCCCGUUUGCAACAGCACCCCGCGCAGGCCCCGCAGCAGCAGCAGCAGCAGCAACAACAACAGCAGCAGCAGCAGCAACAGCAACAGCAACAGCAACAGCAACAGCAACAGCAGCAACAACAGCAGCAACAACAGCAGCAACAGCAGCAACAGCAGCAACAGCAGCAACAGCAACAGCAAGGUCUCAUGGUCCCAUUUGGGGGCCCCCAGGGCAUGCAGCAGUCCUUGGCUAUGGGCCAAGGACAGCAGCCUAUACUUAAUGAUGCACUGAGUUACCUAGAUCAGGUAAAAGUGCAGUUUUCUGAACAUCCCGAUGUCUAUAAUAAAUUCCUCGACAUUAUGAAAGAUUUCAAGAGUGGAGCUAUUGAUACUCCUGGCGUCAUUGAUCGAGUGUCAUCGCUCUUUGCAGGACAUCCCAACCUCAUCCAGGGUUUCAACACUUUUCUUCCUCCCGGAUAUAAGAUCGAGUGCGGAACUGGUGGAGAUCCAAAUGCGAUCAGAGUCACGACGCCGAUGGGCACAACUGUUCAGUCCAUGCCGGUGCCCCGUCCGUUGUCGAACCCUCGCAGUGUGCCUGUUAAUGGCGAUGGACCAGGCGCCUCUGAGAGACAGUUCUACGAAGCGACUUCCCGCGGACCCGGAGCUAAUUGGCCACAACAACAGCAACAGCAGCAGCAGCAACCAAGCGCUGGCCCUGAGAAUGCCUACAGCCCAAGCCGUCCGGUUGUCCAGCCGCAUUUCGCGCCUCAGCAAGGACAAGGUCAUCAGGCGCCGAUCUCUCCGGAACAUGCUAGAGCAGAGCAAAUCACAGCCGCCGCGCUCGCGCAUCAGCAAGAACAGAGGGGUGUGUCCCAACUCAGCAAUGCCGUUUCAGCUGCCACUGGUGGUUUGUUGAACAGGCCUGAUCUGAUUUCUCCUCCAGGUGGAGCUCCGAACCAAUUGCCCGCGCAAGCUCUGAACGGCGUUAGCCACUUGGCCCAGCAAGGCGCCGCCGCACAGGCCGGACUGGACAAGAGAGGCCCCGUUGAGUUCAACCAUGCCAUCAGUUACGUCAAUAAGAUCAAGAACCGCUUCGCAACCCAGCCCGACAUCUACAAGCAGUUCCUAGAGAUUUUGCAGACGUAUCAGCGUGAGUCCAAGCCGAUCCAGGAUGUUUACGCACAAGUGACGCAGCUUUUCAACUCUGCACCCGAUUUGCUCGAGGACUUCAAGCAGUUCCUUCCUGAGUCUGCAGCUCAGCACAGAGCCGCGCAGGCCAGACAGGCUGCUGAAGAACAGUUCAUGUUCAGCAACGUGCGCGGUGAGCCUGCGAGUACCCCUCAGAUGCAUCACACCCCGAGGAACGAGCAGGGCUCUGGUCGCCUCCCGCCGGUCGGCAACUUUGCGCCAACACCUAGUGCUAGCCGCGACAACAAGAGGAAGCGGGGUGAAAGGCAGGGCACAGUUGCUAGCUCGACUGCCAUGGCUGCGUCGAUACCGACCGAGGUGCCCGGUGCGGGGCAGAGGAGUGUAUUUGCCCAGACUGGGAACAUCGCGAAGCGCGCGAAACAGCAGCACGGUGCGAAGUCGGCAGCCAUGCCCGACGCCACUCCGGUCUCACCUACACUGACACCCGCUAUACCCGAGCCCAUGGCACCUACGACUUCCAUGUCGGCCACUGCCGAAGAGCUGGCGUGGUUUGACCGUGUGAAGAAGUACAUCGGCAACAAGAACACCAUGAACGAGUUCCUCAAACUCUGCAACCUGUUCUCGAUGGACCUGAUUGACAAGUCCCUGCUUCUCCAUCGCGUUCACCAGUUCAUCGGCGGGAACCCAGAGCUCAUGGGCUGGUUCAGGAAAUUCCUUGGAUUCGACGGCAAGGAAGAGUCUCUGGAGAAUCAGCCCAAGCCGCCGACUGGGCGCGUCGCUCUUUCGAAUUGCCGCGGUCUUGGCCCCAGCUACCGCCAGCUGCCGCGCGCUGAGAAGAUGCGCCGCUGCAGUGGUCGCGACGAGCUUUGUCACUCGGUUCUGAAUGACGAGUGGGCCUCUCACCCAACCUGGGCAUCCGAGGACAGUGGCUUCGUCGCCCAUCGCAAGAACCAGUAUGAGGAGGGCCUACACCGCAUUGAGGAGGAGCGCCACGACUACGACCACACGAUCGAGGCCUGUAUCCGCACCAUUCAACAGCUUGAGCCCAUCGCCCAGCAGCUGCUCAACGCCACUCCAGAGGAGAGGAUGCAGUUCACGCUUCCCACCAACCUCGGCGGCCAGAGUGAGACUAUCUACAAGCGCGUCAUCUACAAGAUCUACAACCGCGAACGCGGCAAUCAGGUCAUCGAGCAGCUUUUCUCGACGCCUUACACGGUCAUUCCGGUAUUGCUGAACCGGAUGAAGCAGAAGCAGGAGGAGUGGAAGGCGGCUCAGCGUGAGUGGGAGAAGGUCUGGCGCGAGCAGACGCAGAGGAUUUUCUGGAAGUCCCUCGACCACCAGAGUGCAAGCGCCAAGGCCGCAGACAAGCGUCAGUUCCAGGCCAAGACUUUGCAAAACGAGAUCCAGGUCAAGUAUGAGGAGCAGAAGCGCCAGCGCGACAUGCAGGGUCUCGUUGUGUCCAAGCACCAGUUCGAGUACAGCUUUACCAACACCGAGGUCCUCCUGGAUGCCUCCAAGCUUCUGCUGCUGCAUGCGGAGCACGGAAACUCGACCGACUCGCACAGGCUUUAUGGUUUCAUCAAGGAGUUCGUCCCGCUCUUCUUCGGGCUUAGUGCCUCGAAGUUUGAACGCGAGAUCGGUUCGCCCCAGGCCGAGUCCACUGACGAUGAGAUGGGCGGCAUGGAUGACGGUUCCCGGAAAUCGCUCAAGGUCAAUGGCAAGAAGGAUGAUCUUCGCCGCGGUGUUCUUGACCCUAGCCGCAGUGGGAGAACUUCGCGCAAGGACGCGGAUGAGAGCAACGCAUCCGGCAGCCGUGGUAGCACACCUGAGGCAGGUUCAGCGGCCGACGAAGAAAUGGUUGAAGACGGAGACGUCACCACUUCGGUGCCGAAGGACACUACGGCGGAUAGGUGGCUUGAACAUCCUGCCGGCGGCAACAACCUCGACAUCCAGGACAUCGCGCCUGAUGGGCCUUACAAGCGGGACACGUACAACAUGUACUGCAAUCUCCCGAUCUACUGCUUCUUCCGCAUGUUCGUCAUUCUCUACGAACGUCUCUCGCAUCUCAAGCAGAAUGAGGAGCAUGUCCAUCAGCUCGUCGCGCGGGCCCAGCACGCCAAGCCCGCUCUCGACCUCAACCUCAUCGACAAGCGUCCCGAGGAUUUCUUCCGCGAUACUUCACCAAAGGCAAACUACUAUGAGCAAGUGCUCGAAAUGUUCAUGGACCAGAUCCGUGGUGAGAUCGAGAUGCCCCAGAUCGAGGAAACACUCAGGCGCUACUACCUGCAGAGCGGUUGGCAGCUGUACUCUUUCGACAAGCUGUUGAGCUCGCUUGUUAGGUUUGCCUUCGCUCUUCUAAGCAGCGACGCUAAGGACAAGACUUGGGAUAUUUACCAGCUCUUCCGCAAGGAUCGCCAGCAAGAGGAGACGACUCACGAUGCAGAGCUCAACUACCGGAGGACAGUUGAGAAGUACUCCAAGGACGGAGACGUCUACAAGAUUUCUUUCGACCAGUCACGUUCGGUCGCGCGCGUGAUGAUUUUCAAGAGGGAGGAGCCUACAUUCGACACCAGGCAGACCAGCCAGGAGCAGAACUGGCGCGCGUACCUUUCUUCCUUCACCCGCAUCAGCGCAACUGAAGGCGUUCCAGCUGAGAAAGUUAGGAUACCCUUCAUGAAGCGCGACGCGCCCGUAGACGACGACGAGCAGGCCGAGUCAUCGCAAGACGUCAAGAGCGAGGAGUCCUUGACCAUUCGCAUCGCGCUCGAGAAAUUCACCAUGGUUUUCGAGCCUCCCACGAGCGAGUACCUGCUCAAGAGCGACCGGGUGCGUUCGGGUGGCAAGGACGGCGUGGCCGAGGCGGAGCAGGAGCGUGAGAAUCGCGUCAGCUUGGCCAAGGAGAAGAUCGUCAUGAACAACGCGUGGAUGAGGGACCUUAGCAAAGACGUCGUCGACGGCCGCAAGCAGAAGUUCCAGCGGACGGUUGCCGAGGGCGCCAACGCGCGAGCACCCAGCGUUGCGGCUGCGGCUGCUGCGCCGACGGAGGAGAAGGCGGCCGCGACGGGCGGCGAGCAAGACACGGAAAUGGAAGGGGUGUGA